CAGGCUGGAAAAGGUCACGGAAUACGGGACACUGGCUACCCAGUCACACCCGGCGUUGCGGAUGGCUCGCUUGAGCUUUGGGGCAUCGCCUGGCUACAACAGCGCGUCGCCAAACUAGACGGGUGCGUUAAGGAAUGUCUGCGGCACAGUUUGAGGAUAACACCAGCAUUUCAAAGUUGAUGGCCGGGGCACUUUUAAUGGAUAAUGAAUGCAAUGAGCUUCCGUUCACAUGGCCCGACAACUCUGUCACUUCAUCUUCAAGCGCCAAGAACGAGCGGGAAACCAACAACUUCCCGCCAAAUGUUGACUGUUGGCAGAUGCAAAACCACACAUCAGCAUUUUCAAAUAACUACCCGUAUAUUCCACAACAAAAUAAUGGAUACGGACCUGUCCAACACAAUGGCAGCUUAAAUACCACCACUACCACCACCAAUGGUGACCAGGCUCAUGGUCAAAAUGGACUUGUGUCCGGCAGUAGUACCUUGAAACCAGUGCAGGACCAGUAUCGUCAUAAGUAUGGAACUUACGGCAAUGAAAAGUAUCCCGAUUAUAACAUUGCCGUGAAAGCGGAAACGUGCGAUACAAAUAAAUGGAGUCCAUGUGCUGUUAACUCUACUCCGAAUUUUGAUCAGUCCAGAAAUGUCCAUAGUAAUGUACUGGGCGAACAGUUCUCACCAAAGUCUUUCAAAUCCUUGGAUAAUGGAGUCGGAGGAGGCAGCAUUGGCGGGAAACAGACGCCGGGAGGGUCGUCCGUAGACCUUUCCGGGAAAAAGAGACCAUUCGAAUUAGUGGAAUCGGACGACAGUGAUUCGAAAGCAAGCGGAACGGACGGCAGCCAAAGCGGUGGAAACGGAAGUAGGCCUGAUUGGCAAUGUUAUUGCGCACCGGUAGAUAUCAACGUCAACCAAAUGAUCACUAGUGGUGUGACAGUGGCUGGUUACAAACCAAGAAAAGUGAUAUGUAAACGGAAAAAAGCAUGCGUCCCAUCUGAACAGAAAGAUAACGGAUAUUGGGAGAAAAGGAAGAAAAACAAUGACUCUGCUCGACGUUCCAGAGAGGCAAAGAAAGAAAAGGAGCGGAAUUUUUACAAACGCGCGCUUGAGUUGGAAUAUGAAAACCAUUGUUUGAAAGAGAGAAUCGCCUUUCUGGAGAGAAAACUGGAACUUUCAAUGCAACAAAAUGCUAAUUUUAGUUGCAAUGAUGCGUAGUGUUUCUGUAUAUACUUGUGCAUACCUAGAUUUAUUCCAAAGAAGAGGUCGUCCAUUUUGGAGGACACACUCCUGACAAAUGGCAUUGAUCACUGAUGUAUACUACGUUAAUCAUGAGAAGGUUAUAUAAGUAGGUAUACUGCAUAUUUAGAGAGAGACAAGUGUUUAUUAUUGUUUAGCUUUGAUGUCCGUCCACAAAGAGAAUCGAGACUGAUAUCAAAAGAAAGAAGUCGAUAUGUUCGAGCGAGUUCUUUCUGAUGGAUGGCACUAACCCUUAAGUUUCUAUGUGUUUUAAUAUUUUCCUCUCUCACAUGGCAUCAAAUGCUGUGUUGCUAUUGUAGCAUUUUUUGUAUUCUUUAGCUAUCCGUAUCUUUACCUUAAAUUAAGUAGUUUUGUACCGUUUUUGGCCACGCUUGGUGUGAUAGGUUUCCCUUCAUCAAGGGCAGAAACUCCAUUCCUAGAAUAGUUACAGAUGUAAUCGUGUUUCUGUAUAAUCAUUUGUGCAUGGAAGUUCAAAACUUUCCUCGUUUUUGCAUCAGGAAACAUAUUACCGAUGUUGCUUACCAUGUUUUGUGAUCGUGCUUGUGGCCGCGUGUUUAUGCCAAAGUUUUUAAAACUGAUAUGUCAACCCAAAUGUUUUUUUUUGAAACGUUUGUUGCUUUUUUAUCAUGUAUUUUAGUCUAAGUCCAAUUUAUAAAUCUGGCGGUUAUUAAUACGUAUAUUUUAUGUAUGUUUCAUGUUUAUUAGAUGUAUUCUAGGUGCUAUUAUGGAAACCAGUGGAUCGUACUUUCAUAAUUAUGAUAUAUGAAUUCAACAGAUACGUCCUGUUGUUUAUCGUAGAUAGAAGUGUUCAAUUUUUACUACAUAAACUUUUAUCAGUAUAUAAAUAGGAAUAGUUCCCUUAACCAAAAUAAGGAAAUAAACACUGAACAUUGAAACCGAGAAAGGAUACAAAGAAAAACCUAUCAGCUAAUGAAACGUUUGAUUGAUACUGUAUGGUCGAGCAAGUUCACGUUUCCUUAACAUACAAUAUUGAUAAAAAAAUUAUUUUAAUGUAGGUAUAUAAGUAUGGUGCUUAAUAAAAAAAGAGUUUAAUAUCUGUUAACCAUUAACAAUUGAAUUUUAAGAUAUGUUGAAGUCAUAUUUGAAUUGUGAUUUUUUUACAUGCCAGUUAUAUUCGAGGUUAUUGCGCCGUUUUGUUGGUUUUUUAUUUUGUUAUUCAAGAUGUUUAGCACAACAUGAAGAUGAAAUACGGAGCAUGUUUAUCGUAACUCUUUAAUAUGAACAUUACUGUAAGUUCGACAGGUUUACUGUACCCUAGUUAUAGUGCUAUUAGAAAUAUAGAUAGUUAUGCUAAACCAUUAUAAGGAUAGUUGUACCAUGUCUCCUUCGUUCCUAUCGGCAGGAGAAAGAGAAUGUCGAGAUGCAAAUUCAUAUAACGGUUAUUUAGUACAUAAAUAUUUGUCACAUCCACUACGUUCAAUUCAUUUUCUCAACUCAGUGACGUUAGCGUUGAUAAUAUGGCGUAAAAAAAUUGAUCAUAUUUCUUUAUUUGUUCUACACCACACUGUCGUGUACGUGAUACGGAAGGAAUAUUUUAAGAUGGAACAAGGCUGCAUAUCGACAUACUGACUACAAUCGUUUGAAUUCGGACGGGUUACUUGUUUAAAUGAAUACACUAUUCAACAUCCACAGAGCCAAGUGCGCGGGUAUCAACACACAUUUGAAAUUUUAUCACAAUCAAUGAAGAGUUCAUACUUAAGUCUGAAAACUUUACUACACUUAUGUGCUGAUGUCGAUCAAAGCUUAUACUAAAACCUCAAAACCACAGAUAAAUAUAUAGAAAUUCAGUACAUAGGUGUUCGGUUGUUUACAUGCCACCAUCUUGAAACGUCCUCCUAGGACCACAUACACGACAGUGACCCGCUACUGCAACCCUUUUUUUAUCAUAGACGACUUAGCGUCAAUGGUUGUGACACCCUCACAGAAAAAAAGGUUUUAUAACGAAAUUGUGUUAAUGUCAUGGAUUUUGGUUGUCAAACGUUGUUUAAGUAUGAAUGCAGCUUAACGUGUUCCAUUAUUGUAACGCCAGAUGGGAAGUUGUGCUGUUGACUUGGUAAAAUGUAUACUGAUGUAGGCUGAGUUAUUUCCCGUUGUCCAUUCACGACUGUUUUGACACCUAUCAGUUUACUUAUAGUUGCUUUGGUAAGUAAAUGACAACGUAUCUUCAUAACGGCAGCAACACAUUUUUUGUACGUGAUCUGUGUGUUAAUUCUAACGUACACAUCUCUGCCGGUCACACACCUACUUAACACAUGUACAUACUUUGUAAGACGAUGAAGUGUUAAGCUAAGUAUAGUGGUUUUUCUAGUCAUGUUUUAGUACAUAGUAAUUUGUAUAGAUUAUCUUGCAAUGUACAGAACAAUCAUUUCUCUCUCGCCCAUUUUCCCUGUUCGUUCCGAUACACAUACUGUGUUGCAUAGAGGAGACUACAUUUGACUCAGUCGAUCAUGUGAUUGAAAUUAUGUAAAAAAUAUUCAAUUGGAACAAAACAGUAUGUUUAUUGACCUUGAAAGGGUCAUUGUUUCAUAAAAAUGUCUGAAGAUGCAUAAUAAGUUUCAAAUGUUUCCAUAUAAACCACCUAAUCAAAUGUAACAUCACCAACUCUGCCAUUUAGCUAUCUAUUAUAUCAUCAAAACGUCAGUUCCGGAAGAUUUUCAUACAAGUCUCAGAUGCAGCAAUUCAAUAGGUCGUUUCAAGACAAGCGUUAAAAAUUACAGAAAGUCUGUAGCAUUGAUGUAUUAAACGUGUGUAAAUCUCCAUAACUCGUGUAAAUGUUACUUUUGUAAAUGUAGCUAUCGAACAGGCUGUACAAAAUGAUUGAUUAUAACCUUGAUUCUCCGUGGCGCGAUAACUGUCAUCCAUCAUCCGUUCGUCGUCCGUCCUUCCGGCAUCAACAUCUAAAGGAUUUCUUCCCAACAACCAAAAGGCCUAAACUCUUGGUAUUCGGCUAGAAGCUGUAUCGAAUUUAGCCCAACAAAGUUUGAGAAAAUAAAUCAUCUUGACUCAUAUUUAACAAACCUUCAAAUGACUUCUUGUAAUUGACCAAAUAACCUAUAUUUAUGAAACGUGACACUAAAAAUAUGCCUGUUGAAAUUAAUUUUAAAUUCAUGCUAUAUCAAAUUGUUAAUUAGAAAUAAAUGUCUAAGUAAAAAUACUAUACUCAAAUGAAUUAUGUAAUAUUUGAAGAGAAAGUGAUAAACUCCUUCAGGCACCCUAGUUUUGACCGAGACCAAAUAAGACCAGGUGAGCAAUGUUUGCCCAUCGUGUCUCUUGUUAAUGUUUAACCCAUUUAGUUAUGAACGUAAAGAAGAACAAAUCAUAUGUAAAACUAGGUACGGUAUUAUCAUUUAAAUGUAAAAUAAGUAACUGGGCUUUUGUGAAAAAGCUAACACUUCAGUUUCCAAAACAUUUCAUUUUCGUCAAGUGUUGAUUUUGUCCUUACGAACACACACACACACCACACCACACACACACAUACACACACAAAUUAAUUUCAGCAUUACAUCAAACUUGAGCCCAGCGUUUAUUUUCACCCAACGGCAAAAUUUGGGUGCAAUGAUGUAUAAUAUCAGUAAUAUUGUGAAAAUAUUUAAUAAUGAAUCAUGAACUUCAAACAUCUAAAUUUACACCAAUAGUGAGAUAAACGUGUGUUUGGUUUACACACAUGUAGCGUUGUGUUACGCCAUCAUAUUGAGUAAAUGUUUGUAAGAACAGGUCUAAUCGCUUAGUUGUAUAUGUGACAUAUUGUGUACAUUUUGGACCUAUAUAUAUUCCCAGUCUCUUCUGCAUGAGUUUUGCUCAUUGUUUUGUGCUAUUAUAUCCUAACUCUUAGAUGUUUUACAGGUUUCCGAUUUUGAUAACUUCGCAAUUAACUUCGUAUACUGCCAAUUCAUGCAAUGACUUUUCCAUGUACGUGUGUUUUUCCAGGUUGCGUGUUUCCACUCUGUCUGUUCCUACCACACCUAAUCUCCUACAAGUAUUGGUGUCUUAAUGUGUUCCUCAAUCGUUAUCAGGUACAUACAUUUAUUGCGACAGGUAAUUGAACAUUUAUCUUUAAUUUACCGUUUUUGUCACGUGACUUCGUUCACGGAAAUGAUUAAGGUCAUAACCCGUUUUCGUUCCGGUAUUUCAUUCGUGUUUCUUCACCUUUUUCUCAUUUUUUCUGUUUUUAUUUUAUUACGUUCAUUCCAUUGAUAAUUCCAAAUAUGUCUGUACCUAUUUAGUGUUGUGUUUGCAUUGCUCUUGUACUUCUCCGUUACAAUUGUACACGUGAUAAGCGAAUUCCGACUGAGAUACACAACUCUACAGCGCAUAGUUGACUGUUAGUUGAUUGCUUAAACUGUAUAUCCAAACAAAACAACGAAAGAAAAAAUAUGAUAGUGUCUGUUCAGCCGACAGUUAUCUCCCUUCUGAAGAUAUUUUUACCGGUGGAUGUGCUAUGUAAAUCACGAAGCUUUCGUUUUUGCUGUUUUCCAAAAUUAUCCUCGUUGAAUUGAGCAUGGAAAAUUAACCAAGUAUCCGUUUAAUAUUGUUUUGUAACACACAAGACAAAAUGGCGACAUAAUGAGAUUGAUGACGAAUCUUAUCGCGAAGAUUCAAAGUGGGCGUUUAGGCCUAUACCCCACAUUUAACAUUAUCAGUAUUGCAUGGAAAAAAUAGGCAUAUACAUACGAAUUGUAAAAAGGUUUUGCUUUUGUCUGAUUUGGAUGAUGUAUUCUCGUAAAUUUUGCUUAUCAGCUUCUCGGUAGUAAUCCUAGGUUCACAUAAAUACCCUUUAUGUAACCAGAAAUGGGCCUGGCUGAUUGCUGCCGACAGUUUUAUGCAUUCCCUUGGCGCACUUAAUUAAGAAUUAUCACCACCGAAAGGAAUCUAACCAGUUCGGUUUUUUCAUUGUUUUGUUACCUUUUUUUUCUUUGUUUAUGUCGACGCCAAGGACUUAAUAUACAACACAGUACCACAUAUACGGUACUGAUUUGAUAUUUUUGAUGACACCAGAGAUAAACUGCUAAUACAUCUCAUGUGUACCAUGAUAAAGGGGCGAUAUAUUUUAUCAGUCAUGGUUGCUUUUGCCGCUCUGAUCUUGUGUCUAAUUGUGUACAAGUAUGAAGCUGAUCUCACCCGACUUUCCGUUGGGAACCACCGAAGAUCACUGUACACCUGUUCCAAUGUUUAGAUGUUGUAAUUUUGUCCACGUUAAUCUCUUAAUUAUAUUACAAACUUGUGUUUUUUUCUGUAAUUUUAAUCGAAUGAAUCAUUUCUGUUUAAAUAGACUGCAAAGAUUUAUGGGUUGUACUAUGUUUUUGCUUAUGGUUUUAUUUUUCAAUUGCCACGCCUUGAUGUCAAAAUUCCCUUUCAGUACUUUAAAAACUUCACAAACACAAAACUGACACGAUGUUAACGGAAAUGUUACUUUUGAAACAUUGUCAAAAGUAGUUAAAACCUGUCACACGAUGUGAACGUAAGCUCUUUCCUAUAACACUAUGUCAAAAUAAGCUGUUGCCUAUAACAAGAUGUCAAAAUAAGCUGUUUCCUAUAACAAGAUGUGAACAUAAGCUCUUUCCUAUAACAUGAUGUCAACAUAAGCUCUUUCCUAUAACACGAUGUCAACAUAAGCUCUGUCCUAUAACACGAUGUCAACAGUUGUUCCCUCAUGUGACAUUAAGCCGAGAGAAGUUCCUACAUGUGACAAGGUAUCGACUUAAAUUCCUUCCUGCCUGUGAAACGGUGUCAACGGAAAUUUCUACAUGUGACACGAUGUUGACCGAAGUUUCUACCCGUGAAACGGUGUCAACCUUAGUUCCUACCUGUGACACACUGUCAACGGUUUUUGUGACACGAUGUCACCAGUAGUUCGAAACAGUAAAACGAAAUUGACAGUCAGUUUGUGGCAUGAUGUCAAAAUCUAAAACUGUUCAUCGCCACCCAAACGACUUUAUCAUAGUUGUGAGAAUGCAUCGAUCUGUUUUACUUCUCAUUCCGAAUGGAUAUUGUCUUCCAUUUUGGUCCUCUCGCAUUGAUAGAUAAGUGGUUCAACAGUCUCUCAACAGCCAUACGAGGACAUGCGCCCAAGGGUACACCGACACAUGUAUCCCACUAAUCGUCUGUUUACGACUUAGAUUGUUGAAAUAUUGUCAGCCCACAUGCUUUACCAUCCUGUUGGCGAGUGGCAACUCAUGGGCGCCUUUAUUCUGCAAUCUCACUGAAUGGCAAUCGAUGAUGUCACAUUAAACAUACACCACCCGGACACUAUUACAUUAAACAGACACCGGGAUACUAAGUAUUAUCCACUCGGAUACUGUCACAUUACACGGACACAAGGAUACUAAGUAUUAUCCACUCGGAUACUGUCACAUUACACGGACACCAGGAUACUAAGUACUGUCCACCCGGACACUGUCACAUUACACGGACACCAGGAUACUAAGUACUGUCCACCCGGACACUGUCACAUUACACGGACACCAGGAUACUAAGUACUGUCCACCCGGACACUGUCACAUUACACACCAGGAUUGCCAAACCCACAAUGUCACAUUAAACACACACCGGACUACUAGAUAUUGUUAUACUCCUUAAUUCUAACUCAUUUUAAGGUGUGCGUUACCGUAGAAAACUUAUGUAUUCUUUGUUUUGGGUAAAGGUUUUCACUUCGGGAAAAUUAAUGUAGUUCAAUGGCUUUAAUUUUUUUAAACAUUUAAAACAGAUAAAUACACGAACUUGGCAGUUAUUGGAACUAUAUGUUAUAGUAUAUCUAGGCUGGAGUCCUUUACGGAAGCUGCCAUAUGCAUCUUAAUAUUUUCAAAUUGUUGUGUUCGUACAAAUCCGCUUAUUUUUGAUGUUGGAGUUUUAUCAAAUGAAGUUCCCGCCAUUAUUGUGUUAACCUGUACUGGAUUAUCUGCCCUUAGUUAAGUGAGAUGACAAUAGUUCUGUACCCUUUACUGUGAGUGUCCAUAUAUUGUACACGGAUUUCAGAGCUUCUGUUGAAAUCCGAAGUUUGAAAAUGUGAUGAUAAUAAAUAAACCUUAUUGUUUCAAUUUUA
Messenger RNA from Ylistrum balloti, 8310 nucleotides. RefSeq lists its product as uncharacterized. Lineage: Eukaryota; Metazoa; Mollusca; Bivalvia; Pectinida; Pectinidae. Gene Ontology annotation, cellular component: nucleus. Gene Ontology annotation, biological process: regulation of transcription by RNA polymerase II. The record is from RefSeq and is a predicted model, not a curated record. Gene Ontology annotation, molecular function: RNA polymerase II cis-regulatory region sequence-specific DNA binding; DNA-binding transcription factor activity, RNA polymerase II-specific. The transcript has 2 exons. The coding region runs from base 135 to 1208 and encodes 357 amino acids.